AUGAAGAACGAAGGCAUAGAGGGGACGGAGCUGUUCCUCAGCCCGGAAAGAGGUCGAGGUCUUCGGGCACUCAGACACUUCGAGGUGGGGGAGCUGGUGUUCGCCUGCCCAGCCUACUCGUACGUGCUAACAGAAACAGAGAGAGGAGCACACUGCGAGCACUGUUUCACGAGGAAAGAAGAUCUUUUUAAAUGUGGCAAAUGUAAGCAGGCCUACUAUUGCAACAUUGACUGCCAGCGAGGGGACUGGCCCAUGCAUAAACUGGAGUGUGUUGCUAUGUGCGCCUAUGGGGAGAACUGGUGUCCAUCUGAGACGGUCAGACUUGUGGCCAGAAUCAUCAUGAAACAGAGAGUCACAACAGAGCGAACGCCAUCAGAAAGACUACUGCUGCUUAAAGAGUUUCAAGCGCAUUUAGACAAGAUGGACAGCGAGAAAGACGAAAUGAACCAAACGGACAUCGCUGCCUUGCACCAUUUCUACUCUAAGCACAUCAGCAAUAUCCCAGAUGACCAGGCUCUUACUGAGCUCUUUGCACAGGUUAAUUGCAAUGGUUUCACUAUUGAAGAUGAGGAGCUCUCACAUUUGGGAUCAGCCGUUUUUCCUGAUGUAGCACUGAUGAACCACAGCUGCAGUCCAAAUGUCAUUGUCACCUACAAGGGCACAGUAGCAGAAGUAAGAGCAGUGAAGGAAAUCAGCCCGGGAGAGGAGGUCUUUAAUAGUUAUAUCGACUUGCUGUACCCCACGGAGGACCGAAAAGAAAGGUUGUUAGAUUCCUACUUCUUCACAUGCCAGUGUACGGAGUGCACCACAAAGUCAAAGGACAAAGAAAAAAUGGAAAUCCGAAAGCUGAGCUCCGGAGCACCUGAACCAGAGGAAAUCCGAGCCAUGGUCCGAUAUGCCAAGAAUGUAAUUGAAGAAUUCAGGAGAGCAAAACAUUAUAAAAGCCCGAGCGAGUUGCUGGAGAUGUGCGAACUAAGCCAGGAGAAGAUGGGUGCCAUAUUUGCCGACACGAACGUCUAUAUGCUGCACAUGAUGUAUCAGGCCAUGGGCGUCUGUCUCUACAUGCAGGAUUGGGACGGAGCUAUGAACUACGGAGAGAAAAUCAUACAACCAUACAGCGUGCACUACCCAGCCUACUCUCUAAACGUAGCGUCCAUGUAUCUGAAACUCGGCCGCUUGUAUUUGGGGCUGGAGAAGAAGACGCAAGGGGUCAAAGCUCUGAAGAAGGCACUGGCCAUUAUGGAGGUGGCUCAUGGGAAAGAUCACCAUUAUGUUGCGGAAGUCAAACGGGAAAUUGAGGAGCAGAAAUAA
Nerophis lumbriciformis (worm pipefish) is the source of this 1311-nucleotide messenger RNA. NCBI's taxonomy places the organism in Eukaryota, Metazoa, Chordata, Actinopteri, Syngnathiformes, Syngnathidae. The record is from RefSeq and is a predicted model, not a curated record.